Messenger RNA from Sphaerulina musiva SO2202, 9138 nucleotides. RefSeq lists its product as uncharacterized. The transcript has 2 exons. The coding region runs from base 1 to 8829 and encodes 2942 amino acids. The record is from RefSeq and is a predicted model, not a curated record. Lineage: Eukaryota; Fungi; Ascomycota; Dothideomycetes; Mycosphaerellales; Mycosphaerellaceae.
AUGCCUGUGCCUACGCUAUCCUUUCUGCUCGGGCUCGUGGUCAUAGGAUAUCUGUUCACCUUUGUGGUCUUUGCCAUUCUGCGCAUUGUCACAGGCGUUUCCAUCCAGCGUGUGGGAUACUCCGGCUUCAGGCGCAUUGCCUUCUCGCCGCGCAAUGGCCUCAAGAUUACCAUACGCGGUGUUGGACUGUCCGUCCAUCGCCCUACAUUUGCUUUGCCGACGUGGUGCAGCGUGGUCGUCACGGAGCUGGCGGUGACUGUCGAUUUGCGAGCUUUGGACGAGACGAAGCGUCAACAUCGUGCGAACGAGCACGGGAAGAGGAAGACGGAUUCGCCGAUCGACCACGAGGACGCAGAUGGGCAUGGCAAGCUGUGGAGACAAUUGACAGCAGUGAAGGAAAAGAUCAAGAGAUUGCAUAGGCAGAUUGGCUGGCUGAGGCUAUUCGAUCUGAUCGCGACCGCAGUGACGGUGAACAUUGUGGGUGUAGGCUCGCUUCGCAUGGAGAGGUUGACUCUUUCCGUGGAUACCAGGGCGCAGACAGUGGAUCGGAGCCGGCUGUUCCAACAUCAUAAGCUUAGACCAGACACGCAAUGUCCUGCCGAAUGGAAGUCUAUCAUACGAAGUGUGCUGUUCACGCCAGAGGGCAGGGAGUCUACGGAACUGCUCGACUACUGCACGCUUAAUAUUCAUGGUAUGCUCCACCGGGGGCGCGAGGGUUUGCGUGAUGCAUCGAUCGCACUCAAGCUGGGCCGAGUCAAUGUGCCAUACGACGAUUUCGAACAUGCCAAACGACUGUCGGAUCUGCUUCGAGGCAAAUACGCUCAACCUCGAGGAGACGGCUCGAUAUCGACCGAUCAUUUGGCAGCUGUCGUAGGCGAGCUGGAAGAUCCAGGCACUCACGAGCAACAUAUUGUUCGAGCGGUGUCCGACUCUCGGGCCUUCGUGGCGUCGGUGUUGCGUGGUAUUCAGGAGGUCCAAUUCGCCGUGAGCUUUGUCGGCCUGUCCAAGAAGCUCGCCGUCAAAGCUGAUGGGGGCAGAAAUGUCUACUUCAACUUUGCGAUGAAGGAGCUUGGCCUUGAUGUCUUGCGACUCGAUCCCAAGAGCCCAGCCCACAGAAUGUACUUUGCUACCAAGGACGUCGCGCAUCAAGGUCUUCUUACCGGCAUCGCCAUCGCUGCCGGCAUUGACGACGGUCACGAACACCCGGAGCGCAUGCUAUAUGUGCCCAUGAUCACCGCGACCGUGAAGACAACUCUACCUUCGCGCACGAUCGAAGCAUCCAAGCAGGAUGGUCCAACCGACCGCAACACCAACAUUCUGUAUGCGAACUUCGUGUGCACUUCUCCUUCUGUCGAUCUGGAUCCAAAACAUUUACCAUUAGUUCACGCAAUGCUGAAGCAACGCUCCGUUCGGCAGCAAUCCGCUAAGCCUGCAACGACGCAUCAUCAACUCAUCUCUCAGCUACUACCAAAGGCACAUGUGAAAUUUUCGAUCCAAGAACCUGUUGUGCGUAUAUCACUGCCUCCAAUGGACAAGAAGAAUGCGGACGCAGAUGACUUUGACCUCCUAAUUGCGUCAGUCUCGUCGAUAGCAUUAGAAUGUGAAUCUUCACAUGCUACGGACACUCGAAUGCACUAUAGCUUGAGCUCCUACUACCGCCACUCAAGACACAAGCUGUAUUAUCAGAGUGCUGCUGGCGACCGACAUGAUCUGCUGCUCAGCGACACGGUUGAUGUCCAAGUCGACGUCAACGCUUUACCAGAAGCUUCUGUCGUUGCGACCGGUCGUGCGCAGUCUUUCACCGUAUAUCUCGUUCGACCUGAUAUUUGUGAAGGUAUCCAUCACGUGAUCAACCAGUUCCGCAAGGACAUGUUGGUCAGCCAACAUGGGCAAGGCAAGCCGCAAGUCAGCUUCUUGCGCAAAGUUCCAGCGUGGCUUCAGCAUGCCAAGUUCGAAGGUUCCGACUUUGGCCUCGAAUUGGCGGGCGUUGAUGAGCAGGUGUCCCAAGAUCAACGCGGGUUUGGCUUGCAGCUCGAGUCGUGGACGAUAGAGUACAAGGCUCGACGGGACGACGACUCCAAGACGCCGGACCCAGCAGACCGCCGGAAAUCGAUGUCAAAAUCUCCUAACAAGGACAAGGGAGCCAAGCAAGGCGACAACCUCAACUUCCACCGGAAGCGUUACCAUAGCUACGCUGACGGAAGACGACUCACUUUCCAUCUACAAAAUCUUGAGGGGCUCAUUGUUGACUCGAUCGAAGAUUCUGAACCAAAGUCCUUCCUAUCACUGCCACGUUUCGAGGUAGCCUUGUCAACGUCCACGGAUGCUCAAGGGCCUAUAUAUCACGUCAACUCAUUCGCCAAGAGCAUAUUACUACAGUACUCACUCUACAAUCAUUUUGCAAUCGGCGUUGCCGCUACGGUCAUCAAAAAGACAAUCAUGGACAGGGAGCACGACGAGGAGCCGCGCCCAGGCCUGAACAGAGUACGAAGUGCUGGCUUAUCGGCCACUGAUCCGCAGCUUGCAGAGAUCGCAGGGCGUGAGAUUACCGCCGUUGACUUCAAAGCGAACCUCGUUCAGGUAAAGGCCAAAAUGCCUGCUGAUCCACCAAUGAUGCUUCAGAUAUACCAUCUUGAAACUGGUCGGCAUCGAUGGUCCUCGCCCUUUCUCCGCACCAAGCUGGCGCGUUUGUACGUGAAAGCUCCUGCAACCAAAGCCGCAUGGAGCCGAGUGGUCAGUCUCAAGGUCGUGCGGCUUGACUUGCGCGACGUCAAGCGAAAGGUUGGCAAGAAUACCAUUGGCGGAAAAUCCAUUGAUGUCGCAACAGAGGCUAUCAAAAUAUCCAUUCCUCAUUCGCUCGAGGUUCAUGGCAUCUUCGACAACAUAACAAACGUGGUCAAGACUUCAAAGCAACUUAUGCAUCACUUCAAGACUGGAACCAACGAGUACAUCUUAACAAAGGAGCCCGAAGGACCCAAGCAUAUGCCCCGUGUGACUCUCCGGAGCCAGGUCUUCGUAUUUGAUAUUGAAGACAGCCUCUUCGAAUCGAAACUUGGUGCCAUUUAUCGAGCUGGCCUACUGGAACAGAAGCAGAGAAGUGCUCGCGAGGAAGCGUUCGAGCUGAAGAAGAAGCGAGUGACACGAGGGAUGCAAAAGAGCUCAUCACGUCUGCGAGCACAGUCCGCGAAAGUGGGAAGCUCGUCGAGAUCGAGGUCUGGGAACCGACAGAGCAAGACCACUAAACGCAGCCAAAGUACAAGGGGCGAGAAGCCCAGUCCCGCGCACAGUCAGCGUCAUAAGCGUGGCCGCAGCAUUCAUUACGAUGCAGAGGGCAGGUGUGGCAUUAGCGAGUCUGCCACGAUUUCGAUUGAAAAGGCACGCGAAAAGCUCGACUUGUACAAUUCUCAAUCGUGGAAAUCUCGUAUCGAUCGUAUACGAAUUUUCCAAAGCCAGGCGAUCAAAGAGAUCCGCAAGCUGUUUGGCAUCUCAGACGAUGUGGAGGAUGUCGAACAAGACGAGCCUAUACUUGCUUGGAGCAGACGCCCCGCGCUCAUGGUUUUCGCCAUCACCGACCUGGGAGUCACUAUUGACAAGCCGUCGUUCCCGAUGGAGGAUCUUCCGAAGUUCAUGCACAGCGUUGGUAAAGGGAUGCCUUACUCGAUGGAGUAUGGCCUCUUGCUGCCUAUGAAUCUGCACCUUACGAUGAGUGAAGCUCGAGUCCAGCUUCGUGAUUACCCCCUCCCUAUGCUACACAUUCCUACGUUGGCAAAUGGUCAAUCAGCUAGGCUGCCCGCGAUGUCGAUACGGAUGGACUUCAUCGUCGCUGAGGAGUUCCGAGAUGUUGAAUCGCAACGUAGUGUCAAUGUGCAGGUUGUGCCUCCGAAAAAGAUGCGAGCUGGCACUGAAGGCUAUGCAAUUGAAGUCCGCCGUACUAUUUCUGCUGUCAAGACGUACUCUGACAUCAAGAUGGAGAUCAAUACUAGCAGUCCCACGAGGAUAUCGUGGUCCACCUCGUAUCAGCCUGCUAUACAAGACGCGAUGCAGGUGAUUGAGAACUUUACGAAACCGCCAAUCGAUUCCUCAGACCGGGUCGGUUUCUGGGACAAGAUUCGCCUGGCGUUCCAUUCCCGCAUCGUUGUAGCGUGGAAAGGUGAUGGGGACGUACACUUUGUCAUCAAAGGAUCUCGCGAUCCUUAUGUUGUGACUGGCGAAGGUGCGGGCCUGGUCAUGGUCUGGCGAGACAAUGUCAGCUGGAACAUAGCUCAGGAUGAUGAUCCCCGUAAGUUCUUUGUGGUUGAUAGUGGAGAGUAUAUUCUUGCUGUUCCAGAUUUCAGCAACUAUGCUUGCCACUCCCGGGAUAUGGGGGGCAAUGAUGAUGGCAGCGCAACCAGUGCAAGCAUCACGAAGAACAAUGCUGUCUUCACGAAGGUUGUGAUGAAGCUUUCUGGAAAGGUGAAAUGGCUAGCCGGACUAAUGUUCGAGCGUGACGUUGAUCAGAACAAACGCACCUUUGACUUCAAACCGCACUACGAUGUUGUCCUCAAACAUCCAGACUUUGCCAAAGGUGCUUCCGAUGGCGAAGAGUAUGAUGCAUACCGCGGGUUCAGGAGUCACCACAUUCACAUGUCUAUUGCUGUGAGCGCACCGCACGACCGAGACUGGUCCGUGAACAACUUGAAACCGUCCAUCAACUACAACUCGGUCCACCUGACGCCUCGCUUCUUCUCCCACUUUUACAGCUGGUGGUCUAUGUUCUCAGGUGUGAUGUCCUUGCCCAUCAAGCAAGGUCCAUUGUGGGGAAUCACGGAAAAGAAGAGCAAGAAGUUUGGACGCCAUAUGGCAACCAUCAAAUACAACUUGCUGCUGUCGCCACUCUACAUAAGCCACGUCUACAAGCACAAGGAUGCUGAAGAGUACGGCGCUCAUUCCGUGUAUGCCACUGGCCUCAAGAUGCGACUCGAUAGCUUCAUGCUCGAUAUGCAUCAGAGACGAGAGUACUUUGACCUCAAGGGCACAGAGGGUGCUCGGUCCAAGACAACAAGUGGCAUGCGCAUCCACCAAGCUCAACUAGAUUUCAUCUCCGCCGAUUUGCGAGCCCUCUCUGCCAAUAUUGAAGGUACCAGUGCUGAAGACAUCGAAAAGGCGAACGAUGACACGCUUGCAUCUCUGCAGGGAGGAGUGCCACUGGUAGACAUGUCGAAGUUUGACAUCCCCGACAACGACUUCUCGUGGAUAGAUAUGGACGACUUUGUGGAACUCGACUGGAUUUUGCCAGCGGAAGCAGAUCCAGAGACGAAGAUUCUGCCUCUAGGAUUCGCUCCUCGCUUCACCUAUAACCGACAGACGGAUCACCAUGGCACCAUCGCAGGAGAUCCAUCAAGGACCAGCCCCUUUGGAGAUGAGCCAACCCACUACUGUGUCAUGUCACAAAAGAAUGAUCCGCGCCGCGUGCAAGCGGAGCUCAUAGAGCGACGGUUGGCGUUGAUCAAGGAGAAGCAGGAACAGAACAUUCGGGCAGUUGGUGAGCAAGAAUUGAAACUCGUGCGGGAGCCUUCGCACAACAAAGAAUAUCUGCAAGCGUUGCAAGCCAAACUGGAUGCAUUGAAGAACCAUACUGAGCAUCUUGAGGGCAAACAUCAGUUCCUGCAGCACAUACUUGGCGAGCUUCGCCAACGCCUGCACGACGAGGACCCAUCUGCUGUGCCUGAUCUCGAGACCAGCGAAGAGUUCUUCGAAGCCCAUGAAAACUCCCGAACGAAUGAUCCCGACACGGUCCACCUGGAUGCCGCCCCGUUGGCAGAUUACACCAGCGAUUUCAACAACCGCUUCAUUGUGCACAAUGCGCAGAUCAAGUGGAACAACUCCCUGCGCAACACUAUAUUGCGCUACAUUCACCAGAAUGGCCAGCGGCGCGGUUUUGUAUAUUACAUGUCGCGGCGUGCUGUCAAGUUCAUCCUCGAUGUGCUUGAGGAAAGGAAAAAUGAGGGUAAUCCGUCAACACCGAAGCGCCAGAAGUCCCACACCACACAAUACAGUGCCAUGUCACCUGACGCAGACGAUGAAGAGGCUGUACAAGAUCGCAUCGAUGAACUGCUUCGUGAUGGCCGCACCUUCGUCAACGCUGAGGAGUCAGACAACCUCGAGCGGUGGGAGACAGGCGGCAAUGGGGGUCCUGCUGAUGACAUCGCCGUUGAGUUCGCUGCGCUGAAUACCUACCAUUUCCGUCUGAUCGCGCCACAAGUCCAGCUGCAAAGUGAGAAGAACCCAAAUUCUGCGGUGCUGGUCACGGCCAAAGGCAUGCAGUUAAAGGUUGUCCAGAUCAUGGAAAAGGACAAGAUUGAUGACGACGUGAGCGGACUCGUGCAGCGCCGCUUCAAUGCCGCUGCCGACAGUUUGCAGAUGUUUGUGACAAGCACCAAGACGUUCUCCACUGAGUUCGUGCAUUUCUACUCUGCCAACCGUUACGGAGUCCGGGCUGGCACUUAUUGGCCUCCGUGGGUGCCUAUGGAGAUCAUGUUCGAAUUCGAAACGAAUCCUUACGGCUUUCAUCGAGUCGUGCAUCGCACUUCUGCCAGUCUGCGGUACGACAAGUAUAACCAGCUGCGCCUCAAGUACAACGACGACAUUUCGGGAGGUGAACCAGCAAAUUCCGAGAGCGCAGAGGAGGCAGAAACGCGAAUGGACCAUGUCUGGCUGGAAUUUCCUCAAUUCCGCGCCAUCUGCGACUCCACACAGUACUUUACGAUGUAUGUCAUUGCCAUGGAUCUCUUGCUGUAUAACGAGCCAUUGGAGAAGACUAGAAGUGAACGUCUCGAGAAGAUCAUGUUGGCUUCUGACUUCAGCGAUUUAACCGGCGCUCCAGAAAUGGUCGAGAUGCUUCAAGAGCGAAUCAGACAGUUGGAGGAAAUCAAACUGCACUUCCAGGUAAAUGAACGUUUACUUGAUCGACAAGGAUGGAAGGACCGAAUCAAGCUCGACCAAGAUCUUGCGAGUUGUGAGGAUGAGCUGUUCUUCAUGAUGAAAGCCAUCACUACAUCACAGCAACAUAUGGAAGAGCGCAGGGAGCCCGACAAUAGUGGCGGGUUCAUGCAGUUACACAUAGCAUCGCGCGAAAUUGCCUGGCAUCUUAUCAGAGACAAAGGCGAGUCGUUGAUUGAGCUGCAACUCCAAGAUGCCAGCUUCGAUCGAACGGACAACUACGAUGGAUCGAACUACAACAGCAUGGAGAUCAGUCGCAUCAAUGGGUACAAUCUGCUCAAAGAUGCGCUGUACCCUGAAAUCAUAUCGCCCUUCACCGACGAAAGCAAGGGUGGUCGUAGACUACGCGAUGGCAAGAUGCUCCGAGUACACUGGUUGAUGCUGGAAGCUAUAGCAGGCAUACCGGUAGUGGACUAUUUUGAAGUCGAUCUCGUACCGCUGAGACUGCAAAUCGAGCGCGACGUGGCCAAGAAGAUUUUUGAAUACAUCUUCCCGGGCGUCGGAGGUAGUGCCUUCGAUGGCGGAUUCUCGCCCUUUAUGGUCAAGAACAUGCUGCCUCCCCAAGAAGAAGAUGAGGAGCCUGGGGGACGAGAAGAUUCCCAGUCAGUGCUUGGGGUUGACCCAGCCGGCUAUAACGAGAUCCAGAGCGACACGAACGGUCCAGGAUCUCUCGAUGCGCGAUUGAAACCUACUUUGACUUUGCAGAAGCACAAGAAGACCAAGGUCGAGAACAAAGGUCUAGGCAUCUCGAACCACGCCCCUCAUGGACUUGCCAUCUUCCAGCACUCUGACAAGUCUUCGCGCAGCGUUUCUGGCACACGGACUCCUGCUUCUCGACAGGCUCUAUCGCAGACCAAUCGUGAUGGCAGAAGCAAGCGACUGGCAGCUGCAUACCGGCAUGGCGUGGAUGACAAGAAGAAGAAAGACAAGGAUAAGGACAAGGAGCGCCCAUCGGAUGACUUGACUCAGAUGAUGAAUAGAGCCUCGAACUACAUGACUCUUUCAUACGUCAAGAUUCCGAGCAUGGUUUUGUGCCUGUCAUACAAAGGGCAAGGCAAGCGCAAUAUCGAAGACGUCCACGACCUCGUCUUCAAGAUGCCUACAUUGGAAUAUCGCAACAAAACCUGGUCCAAUCUCGACUUGGCCAUGCAGCUCAAGAAGGAUGUGGUACGAGCACUGAUCAGUCAUGCCGGUGCAAUCGUAGGGAACAAGUUCAGUCAUCACAAACCUAACAAGCAAGUGACUUCCAAACUACGCGAACUGGCCAGCAGGAGUACAUUCAUGAGUCCGAACAGCAGUCAGGCUGCAUGGGCGGAUGGCUACAGUGGUGCCAGUGCCACGCCAGGACCCUCGGACUGGACGACUACGGACAACAGUUCGGAAACCAGCAGUUUUCUGGGAUUUUAUAGCAGAGGAGGUGAAACAUCUGGUCGGCCUUCCAGUGCAACGAGACCUGCCACAGGAAGUAGUAAUAUGGCCAGGAGUAUUGUGAGCUAUUCCUCUCCCGAGGAUUCCUCGCGCUUUUCUGAAGAAGGCUUGGCUCCGCCCAGCUUCGCUGCUUCUGAUGGUAAUGGAUAUAGAGAUGAGCAUACACAGAGCACACCCUCUCCCAAAGCGCUGCUGCCUACCCAGAGACUUUCGCCUGGAUCCAUUGCGGACGAGUCUCGCAACCGAGCUACGGCUCUUCACCGACAUUUGACGGGUCUUGGAGAUCGAUUGCGGCAGAAGCAGCAGACGACGAGUAAUGGACAUGCGGCGUCCGAUUCCACUGCAGAUGAUAAUGAGGAGUCGAAGCGGAAGAGUAAGCUUUUGUUGGGACCGCAGAAGCUGCUUGGGAGGUUUAAGGAUUAGAGAACAAACGGUGUGAUUACGUUUCAUUGGAUUGAUGCAUAGCAUGGCAUGGGAGUAGUAGGGGAAACAGAACAGACAGGAUGUUCGGGUCCAUCUGGGACGGUUGGACUGAUGCUGAAUGAUACACCUGCGAAUCCGACUUUGGACUUCCUUUGGCCGGCCGCUGCUGGCUCUUUUUCUUUUCUUUUCUUUUCUUUUCCACGAUUUUGGGUCCCUUCGAAGAGGAAAGCUGAGAUGGCCGAGUUGUGACCCUGUAGCUAGCUUCAUACCCACUCGUCACAACCGACGAAUGAAUAUCUUGCAAACUCG